Messenger RNA from Drosophila albomicans, 2533 nucleotides. It is a transcript of the gene homer, whose product is annotated as homer protein homolog 2. Lineage: Eukaryota; Metazoa; Arthropoda; Insecta; Diptera; Drosophilidae. Gene Ontology annotation, molecular function: G protein-coupled glutamate receptor binding. Gene Ontology annotation, cellular component: cytoplasm; plasma membrane; dendrite. The transcript has 7 exons. Gene Ontology annotation, biological process: regulation of store-operated calcium entry; G protein-coupled glutamate receptor signaling pathway. The record is from RefSeq and is a predicted model, not a curated record.
UCAUGGCUCACAGUUUUAGCCGCAUUGCCUACAGUUUUUACACACAGAAAGCACCUCAUUUGUGUUUUAUUUUUUAGUGUAAUUAUUAAUAAAAUCAAACGAUUAGCAUAGUGUUUAACGGGUUGCUAGUGAAGCCAAUUGAGCGCUGCAGCAAUAAAAUAAAAUGGGCGAACAACCGAUUUUCACUUGCCAAGCGCAUGUGUUUCACAUUGAUCCAAAGACGAAACGCACAUGGAUCACGGCGAGCAUGAAAGCGGUCAACGUGAGCUUCUUCUACGACAGCUCACGGAAUCUGUAUCGCAUCAUCAGCGUCGAGGGCACCAAGGCUGUUAUCAAUUCAACGAUUACGCCUAGCAUGACAUUCACACAGACCUCGCAAAAGUUUGGCCAAUGGAGUGAUGUGCGCGCAAACACUGUCUAUGGAUUGGGCUUCUCCUCCGAAGCGGAGCUCACUAAGUUUGUGGAGAAAUUCCAAGAGGUUAAAGAGGCCACGAAGAAUGCCAUGAAAUCGGCGAAUGGCUCCAAUGCUGUUACGCCCACAACAUCGGCGAAUACAUCUCCGAUUUCUGGACGUGCUGUCGGCGCCAUGCAAAAUGAUAACACAGCCAUCGAUCCACAUACGGUUGAACCUCCCAAUUUGAGUAAUACGAACACACAGAACGCCAAUCCGGAUAGUCCGUCGCACAAGUUGCUCAACACUUGUGAUGGCAAGCAGGAUAUUGGUUCGGCCACGCCCUCGCCACAGCCCACCAUGGGCACAGCAAAUGCUGCAGUUGCUGGUGGCGGCGGUGGUGGAGGAGGUGGCAUCACAAUCUCAUCGGGUGGCAGCAUUGUGGGCAUGCACACUGGUCCAGGCGCGGGUGCUACGGCUGAGCAGCAGCUCAAAUAUGAAAACGAACGUCUGAAAAUGGCCCUGGCGCAAAGCUGCGCCAAUGCCAAGAAGUGGGAAAUUGAGUUGGCCACCUUGAAGAACAAUAACAUACGCCUGACGAGCGCUUUGCAGGAAUCCACGGCCAAUGUGGAUGAAUGGAAGCGUCAGCUGCAUACUUACAAGGAGGAGAAUAUACGUCUUAAGCGCGAAAUGGAUCUGCUGCGAGUGGGUGGAGCUGCUGGUGGUGCCUCAGGCGCUGCUGGUGGGGCUUCUGAGGAUGAGCUGCGUCGCGAGGUGGCCGCUCUCAAGGCGCGUACAGAGACGCUUCAAGCGGAGCUUCUUCAGCAUGAACUAGAGCUUAAAACAGCCAAUAUGAAUUUACGUGAAAAAUGCAAUGAUCAAACUCUGGCCAAGAUGAGUGAACUAAAUGUGCUGUUUGCCAAAAGCUUGUCGGAACUUUAUGCGGUGCAAAAGGAUAUGGAGAAUAUUAUACAUCCCGCCAAGUGCACUUGAGACACAGAGUCGGGUGUAAACAGAAAGGUUUCAGCGCAGGAACAUACUACAAUGGCAACCACUACAACGACAUCAUCGACAACAACCACAACUAGUAAACGUUAUUUAAGCAAUUUUCUAACGGCUGAGGCAGAGAGCACUCUCUCCAAUGUCACCUCUAUACACACUCAGCUGCAGUCGUCGCUCUACGAGACACAGAACUCAGCACAGCUGCAGGCACUGGAUAAACAUUCGGCCCUGUUGCAGGAGCUACAUCAGCGCCAGUUGAUGCAGUCUGUCGUCGUGAUGCCAAGACCCAGCACAUCGGUCACUGAUGCAGCUGCUGCUGCUGCUGCCGCUUCCAGUGGAGCUGCUGUAGCUGCUGCUGGCACCAAAACUGCCACCAUACUCGUUUCCAAAUCAAAAACCAAAACUGGGCUGCCCCUGUUGCUGAAGAAUUCCAUUAACAAUUAGGCAAAAUUCAUGAGCAGACGACACUUAGAUUUUCUUUUUGUAAUCUUUAUAUUUGGUAGUAGUUUAUACAAGAACAAAAACAAAACGAAACGAAACACAUCGCAACUACAAAGCUCCACUCACAUCCUCAGCACCAAAACCAGCCCAAAUCGUAGGUUUAUAUAUGUGUAUGUAUUUUGAAAAUCUUUCGGUAUUAACACCUUUGAGUCGAUCAAGAACAAAACAAAAACGCCCAGUAUUUAUUUAUGUCAUUUCGCAAAAUUUGUAUGCAUUUGUCUGUGUCGUUUGUGUGGUAUUUUUGUAGCAUUUAAGUCGAAAGCAAAUUAUAAAUUCUCGUGCGCAUUUCAGUGCAAUAUACAUUUAUAUAAAAAAAAACAACAUAACAUAACAAUUAUUCAUUGAUAUUAUGAUGAUGUGCUCUAUAUACUUUCUGCUAAUUGUUAAUUAAUUUUUAAUGAGAGCUUGACAAUGUAUACACCCCAUACCCAUCUCCAUUAAUAUUAAUCAUCACCUUUUCGUACCCUAAAAAGGCCUUUCAAAUGGGCAUAACAAACCUUUUUUACAAAACUAAUGAUGACAAUUAUUUUAUAGAAGUGCUCGAAGUUUUCUAGUAUUUUUAAUAUAUAUAUAUAGGUCACCUUUUGGAUAUUUUCAAAAAAAUACCUAGCCAUGUAACUAUUAUUUAUUAUUACCAAU